GAAAAAGUUACUCCGUAGUAAUUUCUUAUGAUUCAUCCUUCCCCUUUGUCUCUUGUACUUUCCGCCAUUUUUAGGGUUUAUAAGCACCCCUUUUUACGCCCGAAUUCGCGCACCCAGUUUCUGAAGAAGAGAAAUGGAGACAUCGCUCAGAUGCUACGCAGGUUCCAAGUCAAUCAAGCUUCACGCUAAGGAGAGAUUCGUUCUCGACUCUUCUACUCAUUUGAAGGUUCAUGGAGAAUUAGACACAGGGACUGGAGCUCCGAGUCACUUUAGUACAAUGAUAAGCCACUUCUAUCUGAAUGUAUCUUCUUCACUCGGUGUAGGAUUGCUGUAUGACAAGAAAGAUACUCUCCGGUACAGUGUACAUGUGAAGAAAUCAUUUAGUGUUACUGCUGAUCCGCGCGUUAACUUUCAAAUUAAGGGGAGAUGUGAUGUGGAUCAAGGAUUUGAACAGAGGAAAUCAAGUGGAAAAGCUGAAUUCAUUUGGGAUAUUGUGAGCUUCAAUAAAGACCAAGAUGUGCGGAUCAAAAUUGGAUAUGAAGCCUUUGAGAAGGUUCCGUAUGUGCAGAUCAGAGAAAACAAUUGGACAGUGAAUGCUGAUCUUGUCGGGAGGUGGAAUGUGAGGUAUGCGUUAUGAGUAGAGAUAUUACUAUCAUUUGCCAGAUAAAUUGUGAGACAGACAUGUACACUAUGAAUGCUGUCCAAACUUAUAUGAAGAAUCACUUGUGAAAACAUGACACACUAAGGCCAUUUUCAUGAAGCGGCAGUAAUUUUUAUAAGUUUAUGGUUUUGUUUGGUAACGUUUAUUUAAAUAAGGGUGCGUUUGGUGA
Molecule: messenger RNA, 830 nt
Organism: Cuscuta campestris
Lineage: Eukaryota; Viridiplantae; Streptophyta; Magnoliopsida; Solanales; Convolvulaceae
Source: the annotation of a GenBank genome assembly